CUCAAGUGUAUAAAAAGCUGAAAGUUUAAAGUUUAAAAUGGCGGAGGGAAAUGUCACAACAACACCACUGUCCUCGCCAGAAAAAACAAAAGUUUUAAAUUUAGACAAAUACAUUUUAUGUAUCUUUGAUAUGGAAACAACGACUUUAUUCCCAAAUUGCGAACUAAUUCAAAUUUCAGCAAUCAGCUAUGGAAGAUCCACUUCGCCAUUUAAUGUUUAUAUUCUCCCCAACGGGAAUAUACCGCAAACACAUGUAACAGGGAUAUCAAAACGACGUGGAAAGCUUUACGAUAAAAACUCAAUAGAGAUUUCCUCAGUGAGGGUAGAAGAAGGAUUGAAAAGGUUUGUAGAAUGGAUAGCUUUUUUCGGGAAGAAGAUUGUACUCAUAGCUCAUAACGCUAAACAAUUUGACGUAAAACAUAUUAUGCUUACAAUGAAAGAGCAUAAUCAACUAGAAAACUUUGAGAAAGUGGUGGCAGGGUUUGUAGACACUUUGCCUUUAUUUAAAGCCCGUUCAAGAGAAAGUUGUUCGUUAAAUAACCUUUAUGAGAAACAUGUCGGUAACACCUUCGACCAUCAUAAUUCUCUAGCUGACUGCCAAGCUUUGAAAAAAAUUCUUCUGAACGCAUCUGUCGAUACCACUGAGUUGGAAAACCACAGUUUCACUUUUAAAUAUGCAAGAGAAUAUUACGAAUUUUUAUUGGAUAUAAAUUUGAUUAAAAGCACAUAUACAAAUUGUUUGCGAGCCGGCGCAAUUACGACUUAUAUGGUAGAAAAGGUAGCGUUGGCUGGUAUUAGAUAUGGAGACAUGGUGGCGAUAUACCAAAGAGAAGGAGGAGAAGGAUUAAAGAAGUUGUUAACAGGAGGGGUUGAAAACAUUCCGUUUGUUACUAAGGAUAAAAAAGUUAUUCAAAAAUUGGCUAAUCACUUGUGAAGUUUGUUUGGCAAUGCAUCCUAAACUUUUAAAGGAAAUAAUAUUGAGUAAAAGUGCUAAACAUCAGAUGGAUUAUACUAGUAAUGUCUGUUUUCUGGUAGUCAAUUAGUUUAAGUGCCUACAUGUCCAAUUUCUAACGUAAUCUUUAGGAGAGAUACAAAAAUAUUACUGAGACAAUUAUAUAGUGUAAAAGCCGAAGGUGUGUUCAUUACAUGAGACACGAUAGCUUCUAAAAACAUACAAAUAUUCAUACAGACUGUAUAAAAUACUUAAUUUUAUUAGAUUUGAUAGGAUUAUGAACUGCGCUUUGUUUACAAGAUAAGCUUUAUAAGUAA
Molecule: messenger RNA, 1269 nt
Organism: Hydractinia symbiolongicarpus
Lineage: Eukaryota; Metazoa; Cnidaria; Hydrozoa; Anthoathecata; Hydractiniidae
Exons: 1
Coding region: 38-934 (298 amino acids)
Biological process (GO): DNA catabolic process
Cellular component (GO): cytoplasm
Molecular function (GO): 3'-5'-DNA exonuclease activity; nucleic acid binding
Source: RefSeq, a predicted model, not a curated record